This is a messenger RNA of Aspergillus saccharolyticus JOP 1030-1, 881 nucleotides long. Its product is annotated as ESCRT-II subunit protein SNF8. NCBI's taxonomy places the organism in Eukaryota, Fungi, Ascomycota, Eurotiomycetes, Eurotiales, Aspergillaceae. The transcript has 2 exons. The record is from RefSeq and is a predicted model, not a curated record. Gene Ontology annotation, cellular component: ESCRT II complex. Gene Ontology annotation, biological process: protein transport to vacuole involved in ubiquitin-dependent protein catabolic process via the multivesicular body sorting pathway. Bases 93 to 881 code for a protein of 262 amino acids.
CGAGCAUAUGACAACAUGCGCUCUCUUCCCCCAGAGCCCAGAUCUCUAAGCACCUCCAGCCCGUAUACAUACAUUCUUACACUGCAGACAUCAUGGCUACCCGGCGUGGCGUCGGAAUAGGCGCUUUUGCCAAUCGUAAUCAAACCACACAAUCAUACGCUAACCACGGCGCGACUCUCCGCUCGGCGCACCUGGCUUCCCUCCAGACCCAGCUCUCCGUCUUCCAAUCCCUACUCCAUACGUUCGCGGUCGAACAUGGCUCGAAGAUCAAAUCCAAUCCGACAUUCCGAGCCGAGUUCGCCCGCAUGUGCAACGCCAUCGGUGUCGACCCCCUCGCCGGCAGCAAUGUCAAGGGCAAAAACUCCCGUAAAGGCGCCGGCGAGAAUGCAAGCUUUUGGACGCAGAUCAUGGGUGGGGACAUGAAUGACUUUUACUUUGAAGUGGCAGUGCGGGUCGUGGAGCUUUGCCGCGAGACGCGGAGUGAGAAUGGGGGCUUGAUUGGAGUGGAAGAAUGCCGCAAGCGAGUCGGUAAGGGCAAGGCCAUUGGAAGUGGCUUGGAGGUUACCGAUGACGAUGUGCUUCGAGCGGUGCAGUCGCUCGGGCCGCUAGGUCCGGGCCUCGCCAUCAUUCGAGUCGGGAGGAAACAAUAUAUCCGUUCUGUCCCCAAGGAGCUUAACACGGACCAGUCGACUGUAUUAGAGGUAAUUCAGGUCUUGGGAUACGUAAGCGUCUCCAUGUUGCGGGCCAACUUGAACUGGGAGAAGGCGCGAGCGCAGACGGUUGUCGAUGACCUACUCGCGGACGGCCUUGUUUGGCUGGAUGCUCAAGGAGAGGAGAAUGAGUACUGGUCGCCUCAGAACCUGUUGGAUGAUAGUGGUUGA